AUGGGGAACGCAGACAGCAAGGCGCACGGAGACUUCCAGCUCCGCAGUCUCCUUGAGGCGACGACCGCGUUGGGCGAGCAGCCACGACACGAUUGCCCCGAGCAGGAGAUAGGCCAGCCGAACCAGUCCGUGAGUCUCCUGGAUCAGUUUCUGGGAGCGAAUCUAAGCGCAAAGGAUGUCGAGGCCUGCCUCGGGACGCCUGAAGAAAUCCUCCAAGCGGCCGUUGAUCACCCUGGCGCCCUCGCCGAUCUCCUGGACCACCUUACGCUAAGGGCGACGCAGGCGGCGGAGUCGGCGUCUCAGUUUCCUAUGACGGUGCAGCAGUCUAGUGUGCUGUUGACGACAGUCCGCGUGUUUUCGCGGCUGAUUCCGAUUUUGCUGACCGACAGCGAGCUGGAGCAGCGGAUCUUCUGGACUGCGCACUUCCGCUGCCUGUCGCCCGCGUCGCGCCGCGUCUCGGCGAGGACUGGAGGCGAGGAGAUCGGCAGCGGCGGCGACAUGGCGAAAGAAUCGCCUCGCUGCAGAGCAGACCGGGCGGCCAGCGGGGCGGAGGAGGUGCGGGUUGGCAGGUGUGCGUCCGCCGGAGAGAGGGGCGAAGAGGAGGCGGAGAGCGGAGACUUUCGCGACGACGGCAAGCGAGAAGAAGAAGAUGAGAGAGUGGACCAGGAGGCGCGCGGGUCUUCCAUCGGCGACGCGCGCGGCGUGUCAGACGCCUCGGCGUCUCCAUUCCGCGAUCGCAACGGCUUGGCGCCGAGGCUGUUCUUCUCGGCGGGGGGGGGCGUCGGCGCGGGCGAGGCGGUUCCAGUCCUGCUGGGCAAUGAAAUCGUGAAUCUUUUGUUUUGGCUGCUUUUUCUGCGCGGCUUCACCGCAGCGGUCCCGGGCACGCCGCUCGCCCGCGAAGACCUCGCCAGCCUGCCGAAGCACAAACUGGACGCCCGCUUCCUCUGGAAGGGCGGCGUCGGCUCGCCAGCUGAUCACGCCGACCGCGCGCCAGCCUGGGUCGCCAGAAACCGCGCCGAAGUCAUGCAAUGCCUCAUCGCGUGCUUCGCAGGCACGCUCUACAACACGGUUGACGAGUAUCAGGUUCACAUUCCCACGUGGCUGCGCGUCGCAACGGCAGGGAACGCUCCAUACACGGCGAAUUUGUUCUGCUCGCUGCUCUCCCUCGUGUGCGCGGCCGAUGCAACCAAGCGCGGUCUCUUCGGAAGCAGCAUCUUUGCCAACCCCGAGGCGCAGGAUAUGACCACCGCCGCCCUGCAGCUGCUGAUUAUUCUUCUGGACUUCAACGUGUCGGUCUUUGUGCACCCCGAAGACCGUGUGCGUGACUCCGAGGUCAAUCUGCGUGUGGGACAUCUCAUUCUUGUUUGCUUCUUCGCAGAAAACACGGAGGCCAACAAGGGAGAAAAGACAGGCAGGAAGGCCGGCACGCCAGCGCUGCGAAAUGUUUUCCGCAGCAUGCUGAGCGGGCUCCAUAAGACAGAGGAAUUCGACUUCAUCUACGAUGGCCUAAUGCGCCUCUUAGACAGUGCAGCUUACCGCGCGCGCGGCGUCUCCCCGUCAGGAAAGCCCGACUUGUUCUGCGAGCAGCUGCUCAUUUUGACCUGGCACCUGCUCACUCUCAACCAGAGUUUUCUUCGCCACGUUUGCUCUCGCCGCGGCUCCCACGCGCUGCUCCGCCCGCUGAUUUCCCUGCUUUUGGAUGCCUCGCACUUCAUUCAUCGCCGCGUGCCGGCGCCGGGUGCGGCUGGAGCCCAGGAGACAGUGCCCGCGGGAGCGAGCGGGUCGGAUGGGACGGCGAGCCCCGCGGCCAGAGCGUCUUCCCCAGCGACCAACGGCGACACCUGGAAGGCAGCCGAGGACCGAAGAGGAGAUGGCUCCUCGUCGGUCAGCGCUGCAGAGUCUGCCGCGGCUCUCUCGCGCAUCGGGCUGCUUCAUAUGUGUUCAUUUAUUCUUCUCGUUCUCUCCUCAGAGAGAGACUUCGCGGUGCGCCUGAACGAGCCCUUCACGGGCAAAGCGCCUGCCGACCUGCCGGUCUUCCAAGGCAGCUACGCCGAUCUCCUCUGCCUCGCAGUCCACCGCGUCGUCAUGGACGCCACUGGGCCCCGAGGAAGCUCUGACAGCUUGGUGGACAUGUUGCUCACGGUGCUUUGCAACGUGAGCGCGUACGUGAAAUCCUUCUGUCUCGAGUCUUGUCUGCGCCUGAUGGCGAUGAUGGAACGACUCACGCGGCGCCAUUGGCUCUUCUCGGCGCCGCAGCACUACCACGACGUCUUCUUCCUGCUCGACGUCCUGAACAACCUCAUUCAGUAUCAGUUCGAGGGUAAUAGCCAGCUGGUGUACGCGAUUUUGCGGCAGAAGAACAUUUUCUGCGACUUGGAGAAUCUGACGCUCCCCGCCGCUUUCCGCCGGUCUUCGCCCUGCGCCGACAAGGCCGAGGGCGACGGAGGCAACGAGCGGCGCCAGUCUUCUUCCCCCGCAAGCGCGGCUGAAGAGGAGGGCGACUCGCGGGGCGAUGGCGCAGAGGCCAGCCCAGCGCGAAGAGAUUGUGCAGACGCAGACAGAGAGGCAGGCCCCAACGGCACAGACGAGCGAGCUGCGGCCGUCAAAAACGACGCCGAGGAGACCUGGAGCGAGGAAGAAGAACCCUGGGAGCCGACUGAGGAGUGGCUGGAAGAAUGGAAGCAAAAGCUCCCCCUGCAGACCAUUCUGCGGCUGAUUCACUGCCUCCUGCCUCAGGUGGAGGAGGAGUGCGCGCGGCGCGAGGUGACUGACCAGCAGGACAUCCUCCAGUUUCUCGAGAAGACGACAAUGGUCGGCCUGCUGCCGGUUCCACACCCAAUUAUCAUUCGCAACUACCAGCCUAACGCGUACACCGCCCUCUGGUUCACUUCCUUCAUGUGGGGCCUUCUCCUCGUGUCCUCCGCCGCGCUCGACGGCGUGAUGAAAUCCGAGAUCCGCCUCAUCGUCAUGAAUCCCUAG
Messenger RNA from Besnoitia besnoiti, 2979 nucleotides. RefSeq lists its product as uncharacterized. Gene Ontology annotation, cellular component: Golgi medial cisterna; Golgi trans cisterna; membrane. The record is from RefSeq and is a predicted model, not a curated record. Lineage: Eukaryota; Apicomplexa; Conoidasida; Eucoccidiorida; Sarcocystidae. Bases 1 to 2979 code for a protein of 992 amino acids. The transcript has 13 exons.